GUCAGUGUUUAUGAAGUGUCCUUGUAAUUGUAUUUUUUUCGAAUCUGAUUUAUGUAGCAUUCACCAUAAACACAAAAACAGUAUCGCAUUCAAAGGUAUCCAAGAAGCAUGUCGAGAAGUAAAUAUCUCGAAAAAUAUGCUACCCAAAAUGUUGCAAAUUAAAAAUCUUAAGAAGGGUCAUCUAAUUGUGGCCUAGAACCUUCACCACGACCUCAAAGGUUUUAUAAUGGUCGAGGACUUAGCGAUACCUGAAAUUACUAUUCUGGAAGCAACCACGAUACAAAUACACUGAAG
Messenger RNA from Acanthoscelides obtectus, 294 nucleotides. The record is from the annotation of a GenBank genome assembly. NCBI's taxonomy places the organism in Eukaryota, Metazoa, Arthropoda, Insecta, Coleoptera, Chrysomelidae.